CCACAGUUCGCCUGUUUCCCGCCUUGCUCUUGCUCAAAGAACACGGCAGUGGAGGUCAGAGAGAACCAACUUACCGAGGACCCUUGCCUUCUUCUCUCUUCUAUACCACUCAAUCCAACUCCCGUGGACACCAUCUCCACUGCUCUAUCCUCCAUCCCUGCUUCCCUCUCACUCUCUCAUCUCUCUUCCCCUUUCGUUCUCAUCGGUCGACGAGGUCUACCAUCACACCACCAUCUUGACAUAAACUCCUCGCCAUACAAAUUUGCGCCCGGGAUGAAUCCAUCGCCAGAUGCAUCCUUGCCAGGAAUCGCGCACUACACGUUCUUGAGGCCACUGGGGCAUGGCCGUUUUUGUUUGGUCCACCUUGCUCGGCAUUUUUUCACAGAGAAGCUGUAUGCUGUCAAGGUCAUUGACAAGCAGGCACACAAAUCCGAUAUCCUACUCCGGCUACGGCGCGAAAUCGAACUCUUAGAGUCCCUGGAUCAUCCCAACAUUGUCAAGCUGCACGAGGUCAUUGAGACCCAGUUCACAAUUUAUGUGUGCAUGGAAUAUAUUGAAGGAUGCAGUCUUGAACAGCACCUAAAGAACCAUGACCAUGGAAGGGUUAGCGAGAGGGAAGCCCGUAGGAUAGCACGGGAACUCGCAAGCGCCAUCUCUCACUGCCACUCGCGUUUCGUCGUCCAUCGAGACAUCAAGCCCGCCAACAUUCUUCUUAUGCCAAGCGGCAAAGCCAUGCUGAUCGAUUUCGGACUGGGCAAUACGUUCUCUUAUCGCUCCCGGCUCAACACUAUCUGUGGAUCACUUCCUUACUACUCACCGGAAAUUGCACGCGGUUCCAGUUACACAGGCCCUGAAGUUGAUAUCUGGUGUCUGGGCGUAGUCCUUUAUAGAAUGACCGUUGGACGGGAUCCCUUUAUGGGCGCGACAAAACGCGAUGUCAAGCUGCAGAUCACACAGGACAUAUUCCGGCCACCACUGAACCUCAGCCCUGGCUUGCAAACUACGCUUCGGACACUCCUCGCACCGGACAGCGCACACCGACGUACUCUCGCAGUUCUCGAAAACGACCCCUGGUUUCACGAGGAUACCGCAGAACAAGUGAACCAGCAGCUGCCACCAUUCUUAUCUGAGGACCGCAGCAUGUCUGAAAACAGUCGACUCAGUGGAGCCACGCUUGUGCGGCAGCAAUCCCAUAAGCGACAGUCGCUCACGGACAGCUAUUAUUAUGGCUAUGACAGGAACGGGUCACUUUUUGGGAACCACUCUGCAGUGACAGCUGCCGGUCCCAUUGGCCCGGUUUGGCAGAUCGAUCGGGAUCAGCCACGGCUCCGCAAGAAUCGCGUGAGGGUUGUGCCUGCUCAGGAUGGAUCUGCACAGAACGACUUUUUGUUCCGACGAGAUCAGGAACUGAGUUUGCUACAGUUUUUGGUGCCAAUUUUGCGGGCCUGUCAGGUCUCCUAUUACUUGCAUUCGUCCUCCAGGAUCCUCUGUGGCACUAGCUUUGUGAAGGAUCUCCCCGGUGAGGGAUGGUCGACUCCGCCAUCUGUGGCGCUACAGAAACUGGUUCAUCAGGUCGGCGCAGCUAUGACAGGCCGGUCGAUGGAACAGGUAUCCAAGCAACACCUCAUGCCUCGCUGCGGUGUCUUUUCGAUCGAUAUUGUAAAGGCCAAGGAGAAGAAGGGGGGACAGGGCGGAGGACAUUUGUUGAUCAUCAAGCGGUUGUUUGGGUCGUCAUUGACGGUGCAGUAUUUCAAGAAGCAGCUUCUAUACAAUGCCACGAUACCGCCCAAAACUCAGGAGGCAUCUUCUACUUAACCAGAAUACCUGGCUUUCUCAUCACCUACAUAUAGUUAUACCAUCGAGAGUCGCCAUUUUGCUAUUUAAUCUAUCUGUAAAAUAUAAUUAUAAUCAUAAUCGUAAUUGUAAUCAAAAAAAC
Gamsiella multidivaricata is the source of this 1936-nucleotide messenger RNA. RefSeq names its product kinase-like domain-containing protein. Lineage: Eukaryota; Fungi; Mortierellomycota; Mortierellomycetes; Mortierellales; Mortierellaceae. Gene Ontology annotation, cellular component: cytoplasm. The record is from RefSeq and is a predicted model, not a curated record. The transcript has 5 exons. Gene Ontology annotation, molecular function: ATP binding; protein serine/threonine kinase activity. Bases 274 to 1815 code for a protein of 513 amino acids. Gene Ontology annotation, biological process: protein phosphorylation; intracellular signal transduction.